Penicillium verrucosum is the source of this 366-nucleotide messenger RNA. RefSeq lists its product as uncharacterized. The transcript is spliced from 3 exons. NCBI's taxonomy places the organism in Eukaryota, Fungi, Ascomycota, Eurotiomycetes, Eurotiales, Aspergillaceae. The record is from RefSeq and is a predicted model, not a curated record. The coding region runs from base 1 to 366 and encodes 121 amino acids.
AUGAGAUCAGUUGCUAUGAGGAAACGGUCUAACGGCUUUGAUGAUCUGGGGGGCUGGCCGUCAAUUCCCGAGCGGCCUGGGGAAAGCCUCCUGGAUUGUGUAGUGUUGCAGAUUGUAAGUGCCACGGUCGAUCCCAAGCUUAUGACAUUCCAUAUCCCUGGGAACUCUGGAGAUCCCCGCCUCGCCCCAGAAUUUGAUAAUUGGCUUCAUGUGUUAAACAAAAUCGAAUCCUCCGAUGAUCUAGCCGGUUGGUGGUUCUGGGUUUGGUGGUGGAUUGCAGUUAUCGGCAUGGGUGCGACAGGCCAUGUCUUGCGCGCCUCGGUGUAUUUCAUCUCGACACCCCCUAUAGUCCUCACAUUCCAGUAG